CUCCUUUUCCUGUUUAGUUCACUAUGUCUCCUCUCUAAAUGAUAAACGCUCUCUGACCUCUAAUGGCUCCGUUUCUCUUCCUGUUGUUAUUUCUCUCUGAAGCAGCUUCUGGCUGGAUCGAGGUAGCCCCUGGUGAUGAUGUCAUCCUGCCAUGUCGGGCUGGUAAUCCCAACAUCAAUGUUGUAAAGUGGACCAGAACUGACCUGAAGACAGAUAUCGUCCUCUUAUACAAAGAUGGACACCUGGAGAAUAGCAGCCAGCAUCCGUCCUAUAAGGACAGGGUGGACCUGGUGGACAGAGAUCUGGAGGACGGAGACAUGUCUUUAACUCUGAAGAAGGUGACCAUCAACGACACUGGAACAUACGAGUGUCGAGUUAAAACUGGCGACACUGACUCGGACCGACCAAUCAGAACCAUCAUUCUAAAGGUUAACGACCCAGACCUGAAGGAGGUAACAGUGGACCCUGGUGAUGAUGUCCUUCUGCCGUGUCGGGCUGAUUUCUACAUCAAUGUUGUAAAGUGGACCAGACCUGACCUGGAGCCAGAUACCGUCCUCUUAUACAGAGACGGACACCUGGAGACAGACAAACAGAAUCCAUCCUUCAAGGACAGGGUGAACCUGGUGAACAGAAAGCAGAAGGAUCCAGAGGUGUCUUUAAUUCUGAAGAAUGUGAACAUCAACGACGCUGGAACAUACGAGUGUCGAGUUAUAACCGGUGACACUGACCACAUCAGAAUCCUCACAAUCAUCCAUCUACAGGUAACAGGUGAGGUAGUCUCUCUCUGGGUGGUUUUCUACAGGUUACAGGUGAGGUAGUCUCUCUCUCUGGGU
Messenger RNA from Etheostoma cragini (Arkansas darter), 833 nucleotides. Its product is annotated as coxsackievirus and adenovirus receptor-like. The transcript is spliced from 3 exons. NCBI's taxonomy places the organism in Eukaryota, Metazoa, Chordata, Actinopteri, Perciformes, Percidae. The record is from RefSeq and is a predicted model, not a curated record. Bases 63 to 818 code for a protein of 251 amino acids.